Ictalurus punctatus (channel catfish) is the source of this 3489-nucleotide messenger RNA. Its product is annotated as xenotropic and polytropic retrovirus receptor 1 homolog. Gene Ontology annotation, biological process: cellular response to phosphate starvation; phosphate ion transport. The coding region runs from base 219 to 2270 and encodes 683 amino acids. The transcript has 15 exons. Gene Ontology annotation, molecular function: inositol hexakisphosphate binding. NCBI's taxonomy places the organism in Eukaryota, Metazoa, Chordata, Actinopteri, Siluriformes, Ictaluridae. The record is from RefSeq and is a predicted model, not a curated record. Gene Ontology annotation, cellular component: Golgi apparatus; cytoplasm; plasma membrane.
CCUGGUGAAUUAUAGAUGAGAAUAGUGAUUCUUCGUGCUCUAGAACUGUAACAGCCCUUGGGCCCACCUCCUUCCCCAUUCUCUCUCACCGUUGCUCGCUCUCUCUCUCUCUCUCUCUCUCUCUCUCUCUCUCUCUCUCACACUCACUCUCUCUCUGUUCUUCAACCAGCACUGGAUAAAACCAACUAAAUAUGCAAUAAUAUUGACUGAUAGCUAAAAUGCCAGUAACUCAUAUAUGCUUUUCAGAAUAUCUGACUGCACACAUGAUCCCAGAGUGGAGGAAGCAGUAUAUUUGUUAUGAGGAACUGAAUUCCAUUCUUACCAGGGAACACAGACAACAUAUCUUAUUUGAUAAACAAAGUCAUCAUUUUCCAAUAUGUGAGGAGUUCCUUGAAAAAUGUGACACAGAGCUGAAGAAAGUGAACCUCUUCUAUUCAGAAAAAUUAUCCGAAGCAAAAUGGAGGCUGUCCACAUUAGGGAUUGUUGCUCUAGAUGGGUCUGGAGUAGGCAUGGGAGAAAGUGGACAUGUCCCAGUCUCCUCAGAGGCCUACAGACAUCUGCAGAGGAAAAAGACUGAAUUACAUAAACUUAAAAUGGCUGUUGGGGACUUUUAUCUGAGUCUGGCUUUUCUCCAGAGCUACCAGGAGCUGAAUUACCAAGGUUUCUAUAAGAUUACAAAAAAGUAUGAUGCAAAACUUCCAUCUGAGCGUGGCCUACAGUGGAGAACUGAAAGACUAGACACUUCUUUACUACACACUGAGAGACAUAGCUGUGAGGAAAUGAUGUUUAGACUGGAGACUUUUAUGCUUCAGCUUGAGGGUGGCAAUGAAGAGAAGGCUCUGAGAAGACUUGAACUCCCACAGAGGGGAAUGGAACAAACAGCUGGACAGUGGAUAACAUUUCGGAUUGGUGUCACUUGUGGCCUCAUUAUAGCACUGAUAACUUUUAUUGCUUUUAAAGCAUCGAAUGAAUCACAUCUAGAGAACCUGAAGUCACUGCUACAACUCUACAGAGGGAGUUUUCUGCUGAUUGAGUUCCUGUCACUGAUGGGAUUAAUCAUGUAUUGCUGGAGAAGAUCUGGAAUCAAUCACAUUCUCAUUUUUGAGCUGGAUCCUAGACAUCACUUAUCACAUCAUCACGUUUUAGAGGUGGCAGGAUAUUUGGCUGUAUGUUGUUGUAUUAGUGUGUUGGCCUGGCUACAUCCUUCAUUCAUGUCAAUCCCACAACAGCUCCACCCCCUUUUAUUCCACAGUCUUCUGCUGCUCUUGCUGUUAAACCCCACAUCUAUUUGUCACUCUUGGUCUCGUCGCUGGUUCCUAGCUGUGAUGUGGAAGGUCCUGACAGCACCUCUCUGGCCUGUUGGGUUUGCAGAUUGCUGGUUAGCUGACCAGCUCAACAGUCUGGGUCCUCUUAUCUUGAGCCUGUGGGACCUGCUGUGUUUCUACAUCUUUCAGAUAAACUGGGCAGAUCUGCAGGAUGGCAGCUCUCUGAUUAGAGAGAGUGAGGACUGGGAAAGGCAGAGCAAAGUAGUCAUAUGCCUGAUUCAGUGCUUCCCUCCAUGGCUGAGGUUUGCUCAGUGUCUUAGGCACUUCUGGGACAGUGGAAACACAGUGCAUCUCCUUAAUGCUGGCAAAUACUCCACUGUCUUUCUCAUGGUCACUUUUGCAAGUCUCUACAACACAGCAAGAGAAAAGUCUGAUCCAGCCAUGGAGGAGAGUGUGUAUGUGUAUAUGUGUCUGUGGGCCAUAUCUACCUGCAUAAGUGUAAUAGUGACCGUGAGCUGGGACCUAAGGAUGGACUGGGGACUGCUACAAGGAAAUGGACUUCUGAAAGAGGAGCUACUUUACUCCCGAGAGGUGUAUUACUAUGCAGCCAUGUUAGCAGAUGUGCUACUGCGGAUCUCCUGGGCUAUUAAUAUCCUCUUGGCUCAGAUGAAGGAUUCAGCUGCUGUUGUUACUGUUAGUGCCAUACUGGCUCCACUGGAGGUCCUCAGGCGUUCAAUCUGGAAUUUCUUUCGGCUGGAAAAUGAGCACCUGAAAAACUGCAGGCAGUGUCGAGCCAUUCGUGAUUUUGAUUUGCCUGCUAGUCCAAUAAACCUGCCGCAGAAGAUCCUCAUUGAGAAGCUGAAGGACCCAAAUGAGCAGAUUAUUGGCAAACAGGAAACUAGUGCCUCACACCGUAAACCUACUUGUUUACUACUGAGAUAUCUAAGAUCAAGAGUUAAGGAAACAAACUUACCAGUAGGGAGCCCAGAGAUGGAGUCAACAUAAUAUCUAUAAGGAUGACAAAGGAGGCCUGAAAAUGGGUGCACACAUAAAUGUUGAUUAGGUGCUUAGUCAGCAAGGUAAAAUUUCAUGAUUACAGUCCCCAUGUGUAAUAUAUGAAGAAGCAGUUCCAAUAUUUCCCUCAAAAUAAUACUUUCCUUUAUUUCACUUCAAAAUCCACCAGUAAUUCAAUUUUCCAGACCAGCUGAUAUGCAAAAAUCAGGCAAGCAUGUACAAUACAGCAGCUUGAGCCCAAGCGAAUAAAGAGGAAAAAAGAGCAUGGGAGGAGAAAGUGAGAGUCCAGCAUUUCUCUCUCCAGAGAACUGAUGUUCUCUGUUCUGCUUCCUACUCUGUGUUCAAGUCAGCAGUCCCACAGUCAGCUGUUUUUUUUAUUGUUUUUUUUAAAUAAAGUAUCUUUAUGCUCUCCUCCUGUUAUAGUCCAAAACCAACAGUAUAGCUUUGAUAUCUGAAGCAAUGUAUGUUGUGUUAAUGAACAGGUUCAGCUUUUUUUCUUGCCAUGCAGUGGUCCAUGAACAUGAACCAGUUGUCCAUUUGUAUUGUAAAGGUCAUUCAGAGGGAAGUAGUCAGUAAAAUGCUGAGCAUCACAUGCAUAACAAUCCACUCAGUCGGAUGUUCGCAUGUAUUAAUGUAUAUAUGUGUGUGUAUAUGCAUAUGUGUGUGUAUGUUUGUAUGUGUGCAUGUAAGAGAGAGUAUUACUUAUGAUAAAUUACUGCAUUAGCACUUACAGCUUUUUGCAAAAUGCUGUAUUUGUCAUUGAAGUUCUCUGAUAUAUUCAUUGCAUGUCAAUGUCCAUCGUGCACAUUUUGACAUGUUAUUUAAGUGGCAUGAAGCCAUAUAAUUAGUGAUAGCACUCCUUGUUUGAAGAAUAGAUGAGGUUAGAAUGGUGUGGAAAAGGAGAACUCACUGGUCUUCUACCAGUGCCUGCUCUUCACUGUGUUCCUCUGGUUGGCUUUUGGGGCUGCUACUGUCCCCGUCAACUCUCUUACUGGCCGGGUUAAUGGCGAGGACUGUCCCUUCUCUCUCUGAGUUCUCCAGAUGCCUCGGAGCCCCAUCUUCUGGAUUGUCCACAGAGCGUGAUCGCAGCACUUCAGCCUUGUUCGUCUCUGUGAUGGCUCUUUCCUCUAUAACGACUCCGGGGAAGUGAUUUCUCAGUGUCUCUCUGCAGUCACCAUAGAGAUGCUGCUCCAGAGUUAGGUUUGCCUGG